CCGCGGAGGGAAACAUCCUCCAAAACCCUAGCUCCCACCUCCUCGCUGGGAAGUCUCCUCGUCGUCGGCGGCGGCUGAAGCAGCGGCGGAGGAUAUGGGGAAGGCUAAGGGGAAGCAGCGUCAGGACAAGUUCUACCAUCUCGCCAAGGAGCAGGGCUACCGGAGCCGCGCGGCCUUCAAGCUGCUCCAGCUCGACGCGCGCUACCGCUUCCUCCCGACGGCGCGUGCGGUGCUCGAUCUCUGCGCGGCGCCCGGAGGGUGGGUCCAGGUGGCCGUCAACCAUGCCCCGGUGGGAGCCUUCGUCGUCGGCGUCGACCUCGUGCCCAUCCGCCCCAUCCGUGGCGCGCACUCGCUCACCGAAGACAUCACCACCACCAAGUGCCGCGCCGCCGUGCGAAGGCUGAUGGACGCCAACGGCGUAGCCGCCUUCGAUGUCGUUCUCCACGACGGGUCCCCCAACGUCGGCGGUGCCUGGGCGCAGGAGGCCACAUCGCAGUCGGCGCUCGUCAUCGACGCCUUACGCCUCGCUACCAUGUUCCUCGCACCCAAGGGCGCCUUCAUCACCAAGGUUUUUAGAUCUCAAGAUUACAACGCUAUUAUGUACUGCCUUAAACAGUUUUUCGAUAAAGUUGAGGCGACUAAACCUACCGCCAGUCGGUCUACAUCUGCUGAAAUUUAUAUAAUAUGCCAGAGAUAUAAAGCUCCUGCAAAGAUUCAACCAGAACUUCUUGAUAUAAAGCACUUGUUCAGUGUGGUUCCAGAACAGAACAAGCCUAGGGAUAUAUUGAAUCCGAAGUCGAAGAGACACCGUGAUGGGUAUGACGAAGGGAAUACAACAUUGCGGAAAGUCGGUUUGGCAUCAGACUUUAUAUUGUCUGAGGUCCAGACUCCUCUGGAUUUUUUGGGUUCUUACAAUAUGAUUUCAUUUGAUAAUCCAGCAUCUCUGCCCAUCAAGAACCAUGAGCUUACUACAGAUGAGAUAAAAGCUCUCUGUGAUGAUUUAUACUUGUUGGAUAAAAAUGGUUUCAAGCAUAUCUUGAAAUGGCGGAUUCGCUUACGGAGAGCAUUGUCGUCACCUUCACAAGCCACCCCAAAGGUCGAUGAUGCUGCGGAGAACACAAAGAUCAAGGAUGAUGACCAACUUCUACAGGAAAUGGAAGAAUUGACCAGUGUCAUUGAUAGAAAGAAAAAGAGAGAGAAAAAGCGCCAGUCAAAGCGUCGAGCAAAGGAUAAAGCACGCAAGGCAACUGGAAUGCAGAUUGAUGCUACAGGAGAUGACUAUGGCGAUCCUGAUUUAUUUUCUAUUAGUGCUAUCAAGGGUGGAAAAGAACUUCAAGCUGUUGAAUCAGCAGAGCUUAAUGUGGAAGAUGACAUUGGAGACAGUGAGAAUGAGGGAACUCAAGCUCGUGAAGACUCUGAUGAGGAAAUGGAUUCUGAUGAAGAACAACAGAGGUACGAUGCCCAGCUUGAGGAUAUGCUUGAUGAAGCUUAUGAGCGCUUUGUAACAAAAAAGGGUGGGGAAGUAAAACAAGAACGCAAGCGUGCAAAGCGAAUUAAUCCUGAUGCUGAUGCAGACUUGUUAGAGGGGGGUGAAGAUGAUGGUGACGAUGUUGAAAUGGAUCAAGGUUUUGACAAUGGUCAAGAUCAAGAGACCAAUCCCCUUCUAUUAUCUCUAGAUGAACAGAAGCCAACUAAAGAGCAGAUUGUAGAGCAGUGGUACAGUCAGGAUGUGUUCACAGAAGCAGGAACAGGUGUUACUGAGCAGAGUGACAGUGAAGAUGAAAGAGAGAAGUUGCAGAGGAAUUUGAAAAGGAAGACGGAUACUGGUAAAAAGGAAAAGCUGGCUAAAGCACAGCGUUUAAAACAAGAUGAUUUUGAGAUUGUACCGGCAGAACCUGUUCGGACUGAAGAGGACUCAUCUUCAUCUUCUGAUGAAUCAGAUGAACCAGAGGAGGAUCUCGAUGAUGACUCAAAGGCUGAAGUACUAGCCUAUGCAAAGAAGAUGUUGAGGAAGAAGCAGAGAGAGCAGAUUCUUGAUGAUGCUUACAACAGGUACAUGUUUGAUGAUGAAGGGUUACCUACAUGGUUUCUUGAGGAUGAAAAGCGGCAUAGACAGCCAAUGAAGCCUGUUACACGUGAGGAAGUAGCUGCCAUGAAGGCCAUGUUUAAGGAGAUUGAUGCCCGUCCAGCCAAAAAGGUUGCAGAGGCCAAGGCUCGGAAGAAGCGAGUUGUCAUGAGGAAUCUCGACAAGGCACGCCAAAAGGCGGAUGCUAUUGCAGACCAGAGUGACAUAAACGAGCAGUCAAAGCGGAAGAUGAUAGACCGGAUUUACAGGAAGGCGAUACCAAAGAAACCUCAAAAGGAAUACGUUGUUGCAAAGAAGGGGGUUCAGGUGAGGGCUGGCAAAGGGAAGGUUUUGGUGGAUCCGCGGAUGAAGAAGGACAAGAGAGCCAGCGGGACUGGGAAGAAACGGAAGGGUGGCAAAGGCGCCAAGGGGAAGGGGAAAGGUGGCAAAGGCAUGAGAGGGAAAGCUGGGAAGAAGGCCGGGAAAGCCCCAAAAUAAGAAGCUGAGACGCCAUGCGUGGCUGGGAGGCCUUACCUCUGUUCGGCAACGUUGCUACUGAAUUUUUGUCUUGGUCCAGCUAUAUCUUCCAGGUCGCAGCUGUUCUAUUCUAGUUAUAUUAUGAGAAAAACGCCGUCAAAAGUUUUGCUGCGUGAGUAAUCAUGCAUUUGUGAACAAUAUAGUUUGUGUUAAAAACCGCCGUUCCAGCUGGUCUUUAUUUAACCAAGUUUUCACCUUCGGGUAUGUUUUGGACUUGAUAA
Messenger RNA from Phragmites australis (common reed), 2823 nucleotides. RefSeq lists its product as uncharacterized. Gene Ontology annotation, cellular component: nucleus; preribosome, large subunit precursor; nucleolus. NCBI's taxonomy places the organism in Eukaryota, Viridiplantae, Streptophyta, Magnoliopsida, Poales, Poaceae. Gene Ontology annotation, molecular function: rRNA (uridine-2'-O-ribose)-methyltransferase activity; rRNA (guanine) methyltransferase activity. Gene Ontology annotation, biological process: maturation of 5.8S rRNA from tricistronic rRNA transcript (SSU-rRNA, 5.8S rRNA, LSU-rRNA); maturation of LSU-rRNA from tricistronic rRNA transcript (SSU-rRNA, 5.8S rRNA, LSU-rRNA); rRNA methylation. The record is from RefSeq and is a predicted model, not a curated record. The coding region runs from base 95 to 2563 and encodes 822 amino acids. The transcript is spliced from 11 exons.